UGACUGACAUCUUUGUCCACUUCAGCUUUCCGUCAGUCAGGCUCUUUACAUUAUGAGCAUCCUUCUGCAUAAUGUAACAGCUUCUCUCCCACUCGAAGCUUAAUGUUAUUUGCAGGAUUUUGAUUUCAGUCACAUCCCUCCAGUUACUCUGUCAUUCAUGUAAAAUCUGUGAUUCAAGCUUAUCCCAUUUAAUAGUUUCAGACAAGACCCUCAGUGUUUGGAUUAAGGAACCAGUGAAGCUGUCAGAUUUAGAUAUUGCAGUUGUGAUUUUAAGGCCUCACAAUUCAAGUCAAUGUAACCAUUAGAUUGAGCUCGGACUAUACCAAAUAGAGGAGGUAUAGUCUUUGCUUUAAUUUCUGUGUGUUACUCUAAAAGUUUGCUCUUCUUUAAAGUUAAUAUUUCUCCACAAAACUGUGUGAAAAGGACUCACUUUGGCUGCAUCCGACAGAGCGGUGCAACUGAUAUACUACUAAAAAGUGCGAUGAGUAUUUUAUUGUAUCACAGUAUUUUACUCUAAAGAUGGAGCUGGAAGAAGCAAGAAACUUCUGCGAAAUGCAUGCAGGAAACAGAGUGAUGCAUACCAGUCAAGUCACGCCGUUUUAACAGCUCUUCAUUGUGUCAAAAUCCUGCAUUCAUAGAAAACGGUAACAUACUGUUUUAUAAAUAAUGCUGUGAAGUUCUGGUUUGAUUGAAAGACUCCUAAAUCCAGGACCUGAACUACUGCAACUACUGAAUGACUAGCAGCAUGGUGGAAACAGAUGGUGAUGUAGAGAGCAUUACAGCUGCACAUUGAACUUUGUUUUAAGUCUUCUUUAAGCCACUUUUCCAUACCAACUUCUUGUGUUUUUCCCAACACAGCAAUCGCCCUCGUGCACAAAGCCAGGACAAAGAUAAGGCUUCUCCAGCUUGGUGCUGAGGAACUUGUUUUGACUUAACAGAGCCCUGACCUCAGCCCCAUCCAACACAUUUGGGAUUAACUGGUACACCACCCUCGAGCCAGGCCCUAUCGCCCAGUCGCCGACCUUAGCAAAGCUCUUGUGGCUGAGGGCGAGAAAAUCCCCGCCGCUGGGUUCAAAAGUCUCGCAGAGAGAAAGCAUCUGAGAGAAGUGAGGGCCGGUGUAUAUGCUUUAGAAAUGGGUGAUCUUACACUCACAUGUAAUUUCAGCACUUCUUCAUGUUUCCGUACACGGUUUAUCCAAUGACUGACAUCUUCAUGCAGCACUUUGCACAGGUACAGCGAAGAGGGCAGUGGGAUUUAUAGAGAUUAAAACCUUUCGGCUAAAUUAAUCUGGUAUUCCCUUGAACCUGCGCCUUUUCCGAUUCUGCCUCCGUUAUCUCUUAAAGCCCCGCUGUAGCUGCAGCCCACCCAACUCCAGAUUACUCCAAUCCAGCCUGAGUCUUCAACCGUUUGACUCCUCUGAUAUCCACGUAUUCGACUUUUAUCACAUUACGCAAAGAUCAGAUCGAGGCUGAAAUAAAUUCAUGAACUUCACUGGUGAUGUACCUUGAGAGAUAAGGUGAAAACCUGAGUGAGGUGCGCUGUUUGAACAAAGUAGAUUUGCUAAAUCGGUUGUGAUACUGCAAAAUUACUUAUUCUCCACAUCCAACCCAAUGACAUCCUCCUGCGGUCAUAAACACACCCAAAUGACUUUUAAAUCCAAUUGGCUCGGCAGCAUAAUAUUACUAUCUCUACAUGAAUUUUAAUUUUCCUUCCCCACUUAAGAUGUCACACAGCAAGACAGUGAGAUGGCCAUUAUGAAAUUAUUACUCAUGUGCACAGACCCGCUAACAGUCGACCCACACAUCUCUCUUUUCCAUCUUGUUUUGCAGAGACGGGAGUAUCUUAAUUAAUUUCACCUCCCCUGAAAUCCAAUUACCAACUGUAUGGAUUUUUGCUUGUUAUAUUUUAUAGGAAAACAUAGUUCACUGAUCCCAGCAGGUAUGAAUCUUCCUGAUUGCUUUGCAGUUUGUUCAGCGAUCUUUAUGAUUGUCUGAUGUUGUAAAGUCAAACAAUGUCAUUUUGAUUUCUUCCCCGUACAGCUCGGAGGGUUAUUCUUCGAUACAGGACCUCCACUUCCAGGAAAAAAACAUAUCCAAUAAUGCUUUUUCUUUGUUUUUAAGAAGCGUAAUUUAACGGUGUAGUAUUAAUUGUAAUAUAAAAGGGGAAAACCUGCAAAUUAGAUGAGUAAAUAGCCUGAAUUAUGCCACUUGAGUUACCAAACAAGCUGUGGCUGCAAUUAAAAAUCACAACCCUCUACCUGCUGGGAUAGGAAGGUAAGACUCUGAGUGACGCCACCACUGCAGAUUUUAAUUUGCGAAGAGGAACUGAGCACAGGAGCGAAGCCGUUGGGAAAAAAACGUGUAAAAAUAGCUUUUCAUUUGCCAUCUGAUAAUGACGCAGAAAUGACGCAUGAAUCAUGAUUGGGACACUGAUCUGGGGUUCCUGCUGGUGUAAUUAAAGACGGGGUCACAAAGAAAUGACGUGCAGACUGAUUUGUCAUGUCGAACUGCUGCAACCUUUGUUUUACACUCAAUCAAUAUGUGGCGGAUGAUGCAGGGGGAUCUGGAUCUCGAGAAGCGGCUGUCCACUUGGCAUGAAGGGACUAAAAGGCGGUGAAUCAAACCCUUAAGUGGACAUGUGCUUGUGUGUUUUCUGCGUCUUAUCUGGAAAAAAAAUCAAAACAGAGAAUAACAUGAAAACAAAUACUGCAGCUUCCUUUAAUAAAUCAAAUUUACCAUAAGGAUGAGAAAGCCGGAUCUCCGCAUGAUACCAUAUAAUGUCUUGUUAUGACCAGAGGACCACUUUAAUGUCUGUUAGAGGAGGAUGGAUGCUGUUAUCAGGAAGGGAAAAAGCCUCUGGUUGUAUAUCCGGAUGUUACAAGAGAUAAAAAGGUUUGACAUGAAGCUAAUAUCGCCAAAUAGCCCUUAGCUAGUGUGUACACAAUUUAAAAACUGUUUUUAUUAGUGGUUUCAGUCAUGAUAUUUGGUUCAUAUAUAGUCACUCAUCUUUUUCAUUUAUGAGACCCAUUCGACUCAAGGCCUUGCUGGCAGGAUGAGGAGCGUAUGUUUUAUAUUUUUAAUGUGAAAAAAAAAAAGACAAUUAUAAAGUACAUGCAAGGUAUUAUUGGGCUACAUUCAAGCCUCUGUGCACAGGAGUUUAAUGAUGCUCUUUUACAGGAACUUGCAGGUUUGGGUCGAGUUUGGUGCUUCCUGUGGACAAGGUGGUACGAGCUAACCCUUUGCUGAUGAUAUUGUCCUGUUCAUGAGUGAAUGACGGCACUGAGGCAUGACUGAAACUGGACUUUUAAAUACACAAAUAAUGCAAAAAAGUCAGUUUUUUUUUUUUUUUAUUAAUCAAGACUCUUGCAGGAGAAGUAAAAAAAGAAAACACCUCAAUCAGCCUAAAACUGUUUUAAGUGCUCCACAUUGACUCCACAGUUUGCAUGUCCGGCUCUUACCCAGAGGUCAGAGGUCAGAUAGCAUAAAUGUGUUGAAGGAAACUGGGCAGUAAACAAAACCUCAACAGAAGAAGAAGACGGGGAGUAAAUGAGAUGAAGCCAAAUAAAGCAUUGAGUGUUUGGGAAGGUACAGGAGCUGUUGUGUUGUUUAUAUUUUUACUGUUUGACUUAUUAAGAGAACUUUUUUGAUGAGUUUUACAGUGCGUGAUGUGAUGAGAAAACUAAAGUUUCACUUAGUAUUGUGAAAGCAGAUUUAUUAUCUUCAAGUACUCAGCUUUCACUUUAUCCUUGUACACCGGUACAAGGAGAAUACUCACAUUAAAAUGUCUAAUCAGGGUAAUUGGCUUGAUUGUGUAUGCAAACAUAUUGAUUUACACUUUAUUAAUAUGGACACAAUGACUCCAUACAGCUCCCAUACUCACUGUGAAAGCACAGUGAUUGUGUAUGUGGUUUGACCAUUUCUCUCACUGUUCUGCUCUGCUAUUCAGUGCGCUGCGAGAACUGCAUUAGUCAACAAAGCUGUCAAUCAAUUAUCUUAUAAAACAUGUACUUAAAUCUAAACUUCUUUGAGAAAUAAACUCUUGCACAUAAAUCGGAAUGAUUAAAAAUAGCUGUAAUGACAGAAACUAUGAUUGAGAAAUGAAUGAUUUUCUAUAAAGUUUACUUUUCUAUUUGAUCCAUAAUCUAUCUGUUAUAAAGGAGGAGGUGGGCUUUAUGAGCUAAGCUGCACCCAGCCACUAGAGGGAGCUCCAAAUACUCUGGCUUUACUUGAGAAAGUUGAAGGGUUUUGAAGGGUUUUUCUUGUGUUUUAUACAACCUAUGAUAUAAAAUAAGUUUUAUGAAAAAAUUAUGAAUAAUCAGGUUUCUCUCUUUUGUUUUGGUGUGUCAUAAUAAGGUAUUUCAGUUGGUUUAUGACCUGCUAAAAACUCCAACUGGUGCUUCAAUCUAUUUAUGUUCUUUUUUCAUUAUACAGGAAAUCAGGAAGGAACUACAAUCAGCAUACAUCCAUGGAGGAACACAGUAUGUCGUUGUUGAUUACAGGAUGAUUAUUCAUUCUGAGAGGCAGCUACUGUCAGCUAGCAAACCUCUAGCAUGGCAGACAGCCGGAGGGGUGCUAACAUCUCCUGUCAGACAGCUCAACAAGGCUGACAGCAGCACUGCCAGAUGUAUUCACACUCCCACACAGUCCAUCAUAUGUCAGGCCUGCAAAUCUGGACUUCUUCCUGCAGUCUGGACCCAGCCAAUCACCUGCUGCUUAAUUUACCCUGUGAGCUUUUUACAAAUUAUGCGGUUGUUGGAUCUCAGUGAGUAUUAUGCAUCAUCCACAGAUGCAGUCUGUUUGACAGUCUUCAUGUUUAAAGGCUUGUUUUUUAAGAGAAGCAGAUCUGCAAAUUCAGACGCUCACAAAUCUUUAUUUGCAGAUCAAGUUAAAUCUUUAGAUUGGAGGCUUCUCAACAAUUCCCCCACGCUCCAAACAGGAUGUCACUUUACUUCAUCUUCAGUGUACCGAGGAGGAGAGAGAGAGAGAGCCGCUGUGUAAAUUUCAGGGGAAAGUGUAAAACAAUGUCAGAAACAGAAUUUGUGAUGCUGAGGAAGUUAUUCCUUCUGUAAACCUCACGAGCAGAGGACACUGAGGACUUUUCAAAGGGAUUUUUUUUUUUAUGAACUCUAAAACUUUUAUGGCAACCACACCAACUUCUGGCUCAGCAACUUUGUCAAGGGCAUUUCUGUCAUCUCACCCAAGUGAAAACUUAACGCUCACACAACUGGCCAACAUAAAACUUCACUUUGGGGACCUGAGCUGGGUCAUACAGAGCGAAGAGAGGCUGCUUUAUGAAAACCAUAACUCACACUCUGUGCCACUCCUAUAAACUGCAGCAUGUUUAAAUUAAAUCUUUGAUAUUAAGGCAUAUAUCAUUUAGGAUUAUGAUUAUCCAGUGUUUGUGUCUCACUGUAUGAUCUCAUCAAACUUAAAUAUCAGCCACAUUUACCUGACAAGUCAAGAUGAGCAUCUUAUGUAAUAUUUUCAAUAUAUUAGAUUUGAAUUGUUUGCACUGAGUAGACAAAUCUGCCGUCAAGUGUUUCAGCUCCAGACACACCCCCUCUCCUUUGUGACUUCUUCAUCUAUGCUGAAGUCACAGUUUCCUAAAACUACAUCCAUGCAUCUCUCACUUGCAUCUUUUUAAUAUAUGAUAAACUGGGCAUACAGAACAAGAUAACUGUGCUGAUUUUGGGCCUGAUUUUUGAGGGUGGUCCAGUGUCAUGAGUGAGCUAACUAACUCAAAGAGGAAGCACAAGAAAUGCAACCAUGGCAACAAUAUACUGUAUAUAGAAUGGAUGCCGUCUGCCUCCUCACUGGGUGAAGCUACCACGAGAACAGCACCCUCUGGUGACGGGCUGCAGUACAGGUCAUAAAUCCCGCCUCCUCCAGCAAUCCCUAUGGAGCUGUGGACAAACUUUAGAAAUUUAUUACACAGAAUAUAAUGUUUUCUCCACCCUGGUUGCGAUGUUCAUAUGUAGUUAUUGUCAGACUGGUUUGUGCUCAAGUCCUCUUUACUCUGUACAGCUCCAUUUUUAAAAGUCAUUAGGGGGUUCAUGUUUUCUAUGACUGACACUUGAUACAGCUUAUGAGUGUACGAAGAUUGCGUAGAUCAUCAGGGGAAUAGGCUGUUUGAGCCGAGCA
Messenger RNA from Xyrichtys novacula (pearly razorfish), 6141 nucleotides. NCBI's taxonomy places the organism in Eukaryota, Metazoa, Chordata, Actinopteri, Labriformes, Labridae. The record is from the annotation of a GenBank genome assembly.